Messenger RNA from Spea bombifrons (plains spadefoot toad), 531 nucleotides. RefSeq names its product cytochrome c oxidase copper chaperone. The transcript has 4 exons. The record is from RefSeq and is a predicted model, not a curated record. The coding region runs from base 123 to 326 and encodes 67 amino acids. Gene Ontology annotation, molecular function: copper ion binding; copper chaperone activity. Lineage: Eukaryota; Metazoa; Chordata; Amphibia; Anura; Pelobatidae. Gene Ontology annotation, cellular component: mitochondrial intermembrane space. Gene Ontology annotation, biological process: mitochondrial respiratory chain complex IV assembly.
CGCGCGCCUGCGCAGUGUGUGCGGAUUAUUGCUUGAGCGGCACGUGAGCGCGGAGCAGAGGGGUGCAGAUUGUGCAGAGCGUUUAAUCCCAAGCGGGGAGGAGAAAGAAAUCAUCGGCCAAAAUGUCUGGUAUGGCGGCCGCCAGCUGCGAGUCUCAGCCCUCGAGCACAGAAACCCAGGAGAAGAAGCCACUGAAGCCGUGCUGCGCAUGUCCCGAAACCAAGAAGGCACGAGAUGCCUGCAUCAUCGAGAGGGGCGAAGACCAGUGCCGGCAUCUUAUAGAGGCGCACAAGGAGUGCAUGAGGUCCCUCGGGUUCAAAGUAUGAGUGGAGCCUGGUCUGUUACACGUGUGAGGGAGCGAAUCUGCUGCUUGUGGAAUUUUAAGUUAUUUUUUGGUGGGGAGGAAUAAUAUAUAAAUCUAUGUCUGGAUGAAGAGCUCCUGCUGGGAUUUUCCGUAGAGCGCGUGAACGUCCGCCUUGUCUGGGGGUCCGAUGUGCAAAGUCUAUUUUAUUAAACAACGGAAAAGAAAAA